UUUGGGACAGAGGGACAUAGCUUCCACAGCAGCAUCACUAACAAACGCGGAUUGAUUUUUAGGCAGUCCAACACCCAUAACUGCGCAUAAAGGGAAACGUCAGCGAGAACUACGUAGUGCCAGGCAGGCGAAACCGAGACCCGGUUAUAGGCUACCGGACUGAAUCUCUCAUUACUCCUCUCCCAGACAGAGCAGGACCGAGUCAGUCUGUUGGUGUCAGUAAGAGCCAAUAAAACGAAUCAAGGAUUCUAUUUCUGAAGCAAAUAACCUGUAAGGAGAGUGUGCCGAAAACCCGUAUGACAUCACUACGUCCAUCCUUUUCUCCACAUUUCGGGACUGUAAAAAGUGCUUAAUCCAGGAGGACCACAUAAAGAUAAUUUAUAUUUUCAGAAAAAGUACGACGUUUCGGUGAUAUCUUGGAUAAAGUUAUCGACGAUUUAGGUAUGGAAGUCGCAGCCGAUCAAUCUCGGUGGAUGGCGCAUCAUCACGCCGUGUUGAAUGGGCAGCAUCCAGACUCGCAUCACCACAGCUUGGCCCACAACUACAUGGAGCCCAUGGCGCCGCUUUUGCCCCCAGACGAAGUGGAUGUGUUUUUAAACCACCUGGACUCUCAGGGGAACCCCUACUAUGCCAACUCCCGGGCCAGGGUUACAUACAGCCAGGCACAUGCUCGCCUUGGGAGUCCGGUUUGCCGGCCACACCUCAUCCACAGCCCCGGCAUCCCGUGGCUUGACAGCGGGAAGGCGGCCCUCUCUGCUGCCCACCACCAUAACGCAUGGGCGGUCAGUCACUUCAGCAAGCCAGGAAUGCAUCCUGCUAGCUCCGGCUACCCUUGCAGUAGCAGCUCCAGCACUGCUCCGGUGUCUUCCCUCACCCCUGCGUCCCACUGCAGCCCGCACCAUCUCUACAGUUUCCCUCCUACGCCUCCCAAAGACGUGUCCCCGGACCUCGGCCCUACUUCUCCAACCUCCACCUCGACAAGAAUGGACGAGAAGGAAUCCAUCAAAUACCAAGUGUCACUGGCAGAGGGAAUGAAAAUGGAGGGUUGCAGUCCUCUCCGCAACAGCCUGGCUUCGAUGAGUGCCCAAACUCCCGCAACACACCACCCCAUCCCGACCUACCCAUACUCUCUCCCAACACCACACGAAUACGGCGGCAGUCUCUUCCACCCCGGUAGCCUGCUGGGUGGAUCUUCAUCCAGCUUUACGCCGAAGUGUAAAAGCAAAGCCCGGUCGUGCUCAGAAUUCUGCUCAGAGGGGCGCGAGUGUGUCAACUGCGGUGCCACCUCCACCCCGCUGUGGCGGCGGGAUGGGACGGGCCACUACCUGUGCAACGCCUGCGGCCUGUACCACAAGAUGAACGGCCAGAACAGACCUCUCAUCAAGCCCAAACGCAGACUGUCCGCUUCGAGACGAGCUGGCACCUGCUGCGCUAACUGUCAGACCACCACCACCACCCUUUGGAGGCGUAACGGCAAUGGCGACCCGGUGUGCAACGCCUGCGGGCUCUACUAUAAACUGCACAACGUCAACAGGCCAAUGACCAUGAAGAAGGAGGGCAUCCAGACACGCAACCGCAAGAUGUCCAGCAAGUCCAAGAGGGGCAGGCGUUCCGGAGAUGGCUACGAUGAGCUGUCCAAAUGCAUGCAUGACAAGUCCUCCCCCUUCGGCGGUGGCCCUGGCCUGGCUGGACACAUGACCCACAUGGGCCACCUUCCCCCCUUCAGCCACUCCGGACACAUGCUGCCCACUCCCACUCCCAUCCACCCUUCGUUUGGCCAUCCUCACCAUCACUCCGGACGGUCGCCGGCCUGGGCUGAGCACUGAAACCUCCUGAAGCCCCUCCAUCACCCCUCCACCAUAUCAUCACCACCAAUGCUUCUGUCUCUAGAGGGGUAAAUUGGGCUCACUGUCAGUAGGACAUUGUUUUGCCUGGCCUCAUUUAGAGAAUUGAUGGAGAGGAGACGUGACUGAAGGGAGAGAAAACGUGAGUGUGCGAAGGUGAAGCGGAACAUGGGCGUGUUGAGUUGCUCCCUUCAAGUUGCCUUUUUUUUUACUGAGUCACUUUGGUACCCCUCCCACCCUAUGAGAGAAAAGAUGUGAGGUAUUAGGAGAACCACUGCUUUCCCCUCCUGAACCUCUGUAGUGUAAUGAGACCAACCCCCCUCCCCCUUCCUGUUGUGGACAGACUGUUCACACCGUGGGUAUGAGAGACUUUCUGAACCAGCCUCCCCACACAUGCAUACACACACACACACCACUGACCCCUCACCCCUCACAUGCUGGAAUACACACCCACCCGCCUGGUCCCCCUGGACUUUAUUGGAAAAAAGAAGCAAGCAAACAGAAAGUUUAUAUAAAGUUAAUAAUUGUUAUUAUUGUUGUUAUAAUUGAUGUUAUACUAGUUGUUAUGAUAAUUUAUUUUCACUCUUUUUGCUUUCUUCAGAACACAAGGAUAUUGUUACGAUUAUAAUUUCAUUGUUAUUAUGUAAAGAAAAGAACACAGACUUAUCUUAGACGAGACAUUGUUCCUAAGCUGUACGUUUUUAUCAUUUUGUCCAUCUCACAAAAUAAAGGAAAUCAAGUUUUAAUACUAAA
Molecule: messenger RNA, 2597 nt
Organism: Oncorhynchus tshawytscha (Chinook salmon)
Lineage: Eukaryota; Metazoa; Chordata; Actinopteri; Salmoniformes; Salmonidae
Product: GATA-binding factor 2
Exons: 6
Coding region: 444-1826 (460 amino acids)
Biological process (GO): negative regulation of transcription by RNA polymerase II; positive regulation of transcription by RNA polymerase II; positive regulation of miRNA transcription
Cellular component (GO): nucleus
Molecular function (GO): RNA polymerase II cis-regulatory region sequence-specific DNA binding; DNA-binding transcription factor activity, RNA polymerase II-specific; zinc ion binding
Source: RefSeq, a predicted model, not a curated record